Candida tropicalis MYA-3404 is the source of this 780-nucleotide messenger RNA. It is a transcript of the gene PRE10, whose product is annotated as proteasome core particle subunit alpha 7. The coding region runs from base 1 to 780 and encodes 259 amino acids. Gene Ontology annotation, biological process: ubiquitin-dependent protein catabolic process. Lineage: Eukaryota; Fungi; Ascomycota; Pichiomycetes; Serinales; Debaryomycetaceae. The record is from RefSeq and is a predicted model, not a curated record. The transcript has a single exon. Gene Ontology annotation, cellular component: proteasome core complex, alpha-subunit complex; proteasome core complex; nucleus.
AUGACUUCAAUUGGUACGGGUUACGAUUUAUCAAACAGUGUUUUCUCCCCAGAUGGGAGAAACUUUCAAGUAGAAUAUGCUAUGAAAGCAGUGGAGAAUGGUGGUACAUCAAUUGGUAUAAAAUGUAAAGAUGGUGUAGUAUUGGCAGUUGAAAAAAUCAUUCAGUCGAAAUUACUUGUUCCAGGCAAAAAUAAACGAAUCCAAACUGUGGAUAGACAUGUGGGUGUGGUAUAUUCUGGUUUAUUACCAGAUGGUCGUCAUUUUGUCAAUAGAUGUCGUGACGAAGCACAAUCAUACAAAUCCAUUUUCAAAACUCCUAUCCCAGUACCAAACUUGAUGGAUAGAAUGGGAAUAUAUGUUCAAAAUUACACCUGUUACAACUCAGUAAGACCUUUUGGAGUCGUUUCAAUCGUUGCUGGGGUCGACGAUAACGGUCCUCAUUUAUACAUGAUAGAACCAAGUGGUACCUGUUGGGGUUACAGUGGGGCUGCCACCGGUAAAGGUAGACAAAGUGCAAAAUCUGAAUUGGAAAAGUUAAACUACGAGGAAUUGACCUGUGCUGAAGCCAUAAAACAUGCUGCAAGAAUCAUCCAUUUGGCACAUGAAGACAAUAAGGACAAAGAGUAUGAAUUGGAAAUAUCCUGGGUUAGUAAAGAACACACUGGAGGUAGACAUCAAUUUAUUCCAGAUGACGUUUUAGAAGAUGCAAAAAAACAUGCAGAAGAAGAAGAUGAUGAUGAAGACGAAGAAGAAGAGGAAGAUCAAGAAAUGGCAAGCUAG